GAAAGCCAAGACGCACAAUGAAAAGGAGGAAGAGACGUGUCCCCCGCCAGCACAGAGACUUUACCAGAAACAGGAAGGAGGGAAGCAGAAGCAAGACACUGAAAAAACACGUAAACAGAGGAAGAUGGGCAAGAAAAAUGUGAUAUCUAGGAAAGCCAAGAGGUACUUUGAGAAGGAGGAAGAGGAGGAGAAGCGUCCCCCGCCAGCACAGAGACGUUACCAGAAACAGGAAGGAGGGAAGCAGAAGCAAGACUGUGGAAAAACAUGGAGACAGAGGAAGAUGAGCAAGAAAGAUGUGAUAUCUGGGGCAGAUGACCCUUUUCCUGGCUUACCCUCCGUGCCUGAAGAUCAGCUGGCAAAAUAUGAGCGGGCGAGGAAAGAGACCCGUAGAAUGGGCAGCAUACAUCGCUUAAAGGAACAUCUGCAAUUUGAAGAGAACAAGAAGAAGACUGCGCUGUCCCAGGCCGCCAGACAUGACCUAUUACUGCCAGAGGAGGCUGGGUACCUGGAAGGAGACGAGGGAGAAGAUACCAGUACCAUAACCCAGCAGGACAUAGCGGACGCAGUGGACAUUACCAGUGCUUCAAAGCAUUUUAACCUCUUCCUCAAUCAGUUUGGACCAUACAGAAUCAACUACUCCAGAAAUGGAAGGCACCUCCUCCUGGCCGGUCAGCUUGGUCACAUCGCCACUCUAGACUGGCAAACCAAGAAGCUGGGCUGUGAGAUGAAUGUGAUGGAGACGGUCAAUGAUGUCAGGUGGCUGCACACAAAUACUAUGUUUGCAGUGGCUCAGCGGAAGUGGCUAUACAUUUAUGACUCGCUAGGGUGGAGCUUCACUGCAUCAAGAAGUUUAAUGACGUUUUACGUAUGGAAUUCCUGCCGUAUCACUUCAUGCUAGCGACGUGUAGUUCCACCAGUUUCCUGCAGUACUUGGACGUCUCUGUUGGAAAGGAAGUCUCAGCUAUUUUUUGUAGGUCUGGAAGACUGGGUGUAAUGUGUCAGAACCCGCAUAAUGCCAUCAUCCACUUGGGCCAUCACAAUGGCACCGUCUCCCUCUGGAGCCCAUCUGUAAGGGAGCCUCUGGUGAAGAUGUUGUGCCACCGUGGAGCGGUCCGAUCGGUGAGCGUGGAUAAGACAGGAAUGUACAUGGCUACUUCUGGUUUAGACAGGAAACUAACGAUCUUUGACCUUCGAACUUACAAGCCUCUGACAUCCUUCGGCAUACCCUUGGGGGCAGGGAAUCUAUGCCACAGCCAGAGGGGUCUGCUGGCCGCAUCAACUGGCAAUGUUGUACAGGUAUAUAAGGACACUCACAUUACUGAGCCCAAAACUCCGUACAUGUGUCUUUCCUUAAAAGCACCAAUCCAUGGGCUCCAGUUCUGUCCCUAUGAGGAUGUCCUGGGAAUCGGUCAUGGUGGAGGCUUCACCAGUAUGAUUAUACCAGGGGCUGGUGAGGCCAACUUUGAUGGUCUGGAAUGCAACCCAUAUGAAUCCAAGAAGCAGAGGCAGGAAUGGGAGGUCAAAGCUUUGCUUGAAAAGGUAACACAGUUAAAUAGUAAAACUUUAAUAUUAAGGGGUCCAUUUAAAGUGCAGCAGUGUGGCUAUACCGUGACCCCACUGCUGCUUCUCACGUGUGCAUUGGGCUCUGCUGAUUUCAGAAGUCUGAAACUGGCAGAAUGCAAUCAAAUGAAUGGGAGUAGAGACAGAGAAAAAGCAAUGAUGUACCGGACCUGCAUUUUAGGAAUGGACUACAAACAUAGGCCACGGCAAAAAGAAAUAUUCUAA
This is a messenger RNA of Staurois parvus, 1785 nucleotides long. NCBI's taxonomy places the organism in Eukaryota, Metazoa, Chordata, Amphibia, Anura, Ranidae. The record is from the annotation of a GenBank genome assembly.